AUGGCGGAUGAGGGACCUGCUACAGCAGGUCCUCAAAGGGACCCGACCAAGCCCAAAUGUACCGCGGGUGAACAAAAGAUCAAGAAGGUUUUCACCUUAUCAAGCUUUGAUCUUUCACCAACCCGAGGCUAUUUCAGGCUGCUCUUCCUGACACCCAAGGACUCCGCCCUCGAUUUUGCUCUGAUUUUCAUCGGCUUCUUCGCCGCCAUCGGAGCUGGUAUCCCCUUCCCACUGCUCGGCAUCCUCUUCGGCCAGCUCGUUGACGACCUAAACUCGACAUCAUGCGGCGCCGACAGCGUUGAUGACGGGUCCGUCCGGGCCGCCGUCAACCGCAAGCUGCUGCUCGUCAUCUACGUCACCGUGGCCAACUUCUGCCUCAUCUGGGUGCACUGCGGCUGCUGGUCCCUCUUCGGCGAGCGCGUCGUCCGCAAGCUGCGCUACCGCUACCUCUGCGCCCUGCUGCGCCAGGACCUGGCCUACUUUGAGACCCUGCCGGCGGGGGACGUCGCGACGCGCCUGGACGCCGACCUGACCACCGUGCAGGCCGGCACGUCCGAGAAGGUCGGCGUGGUCAUCCAGAGCGUGUCGUACUUUGUCGCCGCCUACGUCGUCGCCUUCCUCAAGGACGCCAAGCUGGCCGGCAUCCUGGUCAGCCUGGUGCCGUGCUUCUUGCUCAUGGCCCUUGGGGGCAAUUACUUCACCAAGAAGUACGCCGGGCGCGUCAGCGACGGUAUCACCAAGGCCACGGCCAUCGCCUCCGAGUCGCUUGCGCAUAUGCGCCUCAUCAAGGUGUUUGGCGCUGCAGGCAGGAUCGAGAGCAUUUAUGUCGGGCACCUUAGGAGCGUCCAGGGCGCCGCCGUCCGCAAGUUCCUCGCCGCCUCGGUACAGAUGGGACUGCUGUACUUGAUCGCGUACUGUGCGAGCGCUGUCGCUAUGUGGCAGGGGGGCCGGCAGGUUGCUGAAUCUGUGGCGACUGGUGGUGGCGACGGCAUCACGGUUGGAGAUAUCUAUACCGUGAUUUUCGUCCUGGUUGAUGCCUCUUUCAUCAUUAGUCUCGUGGCUCCUUUCUUGACCAUCUUUGCCAAUGCAUCAAAGGCAUCUGAGAAGCUCUUCGAGACUAUUGAGCGACAGGCACCUAUCGACGCGAUGAGCCAGGAGCAAGGCAUCAAGUCCCCCAGCAUAGUGGGCGAUAUCACCCUUGAGAGCGUGUCCUUCAGCUACCCAUCCCGCGCCGAAGUCCCUGUGCUCGACAAUGUCAGCCUAUCGAUACCAAGCAACAGAAUGACUGGCAUCGUAGGCGUGUCCGGUAGCGGCAAGUCCACCAUCGCUGCCCUGGUCGAGCGUUUAUAUGACCCCAAUUCAGGUAGAGUAACCGUCGACGGCAUCGACCUGCGGGAUUUCAACGUCAGCAACUACCAUGGACACGUCUCUAUCGUUGAGCAGAACCCCACCCUCUUCAACCGCUCCGUGCUGGAGAACAUUGCCCAUGGUCUCGUCGGCUCGGGGAGACCCGAACAUCAACAUUUGCAAGAAGCCCUGCUCGGCGGCGAACUGGCCCGCCUUGUGGGUGCCGUCCGCAAAGGUGGUCACUUGGACACACUGGCUGAGAAGAAUCCGGCCUUGGAGACUAUUGUCAGGCUGACCCGGGAGGCGGCCGAGCUAGUCGGCGCGAUGGAAUACAUCGUCAACCUGCAACACGGCCUUGCGACGACUGUUGGGCCAGGCGGUGGUAUGCUCAGUGGAGGUCAGAAACAGAGGGUUGCGUUUGCCCGAGCUGUGAUCCGUGAUCCCUCAAUUUUGAUUCUCGACGAAGCAACAGCCGCUCUUGAUUCGGCCAGCGAAGCCAGGAUCCAGGAUGCUAUGGACAAAUUCUCGGCCAACAGAACCACCAUCGUCAUAGCCCAUCGCCUGUCUACCAUUAGGAAUGCAGACAACAUCCUUGUCUUGGAACGCGGUGGCAAGGUCGUUGAGCAAGGAACAUACACUUCCCUGAUGGAGAAGGAUUGCGUCUUUGCCUCGCUUGUGAGACUGCAGAGCCUGAAGUUUGACGAGGACGACAUGGAGCCCCGCGAGUCUGGUGAAACGACCUUCUACAAUAUGGAGACCGACCAGAAGCGCACAAUGGAAGUGAUGGAGAGUCUGAAGGACGCCCAGAAAUCAUCUGAUGGCGAAGACGGGGUUGGUGGAAAUGACACCAGCGCUCUCGAAAACAUUAAUACGAGCACACGCGGAUUUCUUUCCACUUUCGGUGCCAUCCUGAGGCUGGCCCGUCCUCAGCUACUUUUCAUCAUCUUUGGUGUCAUCGCCGCCACCAUCGUAGGCGGCUCUCACUCGGGGGAGGCGGUCAUCUUUGGCAACGUCGUCGGGCGUCUCAACAGCUGUCGGCUUCCCUGGGAGAUCCGCGAGAGCGCAUCGCUCUUUGGAGGUCUCUACUUCGGGCUGGCGCUGAUCGAGUUCUUCGCCAACAUGGCCAGCACGGCGUCGUUCGGUUGGGUGUCCGAGAAGUUACUCUUCAAGACACGCGUGCUCAGCCUGCGGGCGCUGCUCAGCAGGCCACUGCACUGGCACGACUCGGAGGGACGCACGCCCGGCACACUGGUGGCAUACAUGAGUGCCGACGCCAUCGCCAUGUCUGGCAUGACCGGGGCCAUCCUCGGGGUCACCUUCUCCGUCCUCAUAAGCCUCAUCGCCGGCAUCAUCCUGGCCCACGCCAUCGCGUGGAAGAUCGCCGUCGUGCUGCUGGCCUGCGUGCCUGUCAUCUUCAUGUCCGGCUUCCUGCGCAUCCACGUCCAGGCCAAGUUCGCCGCCCGCCACGCCAAGGCAUUUGCCGACAGUGUGGCCAUCGCCAUUGAGGCCAUUGACUCCAUACGCAUCAUCAGCGCAUUCUCGCUGCAGAAAGACGUGACAAAUACCUUCCUGCGCAGUCUUCGGGGGCCUUACAACUCGACGUUGAAGAAUAUACUACACGGGAACUGUUGGCUGGCCUUGAGUUUCAGCAUUGGGAACUGUGUAUACGCCCUUGCAUACUGGUGGGGGGCCAAGCAGACCGCCGACGGCACAUAUACCCAGACGCAGUUCUUCAUCGUCCUGACUGCGCUCCUCGUUGCUGCGCAGUCUAGUGGACAGAUCGUUUCCCUCGCGCCGGACAUCUCAAAGGCGGCCGUCGCGAGCCGGAGGGUGCUCAGCCUGAUCCUGCCCAAGGGAGAGGAGGCGUCACAUUUAGAGAAAGAAGCCCAGUGGAUCGGAGGAGAUCCCGAACAGGGUAUAAACGCACUCGCCGAGUCCAAAGGACCCAGUGUGGACGAAAAGGCCAGAAACGGAGCCCACGUCGCUCUGAGGAACAUCAGCUUUUCCUAUCCAUCCCGGCCAGAUGCCCCCAUCCUGACCGACCUCUCCAUGGAGAUCCCGGCCGGGUCUUUCGCCGCCCUCGUCGGCCCCUCUGGCGCAGGCAAGUCGACCGUCUUCUCGCUUCUCGAGCGCCUGUAUGUCCCAGCCUCUGGCACCAUCUCACUAGACGGGCUGGACAUAACACAGGUACCCGAGGCGGCAUCUCUCGGCACGACAACGCAGGCCCGGGCGUCUUCGUUCCGCGACGACAUGGCGCUGGUCCCGCAGGACACGGUGCUGUUCUCGGGGACGGUGGCGUUCAACAUCGGGCUCGGGGCACGGCCGGGCUCGAUCGCGAGUCAGGCCGAGAUCGAGCACGCGGCGCGGCUCGCGUGCAUCCACGACACGAUCGCGGCGCUGCCGCAGGGCUACGAGACCCCCUGCGGGCCGUCGGCCGGUCUUCAGUUCUUCAGCGGGGGCCAGAAGCAGCGGUUGUGCGUCGCGCGCGCCCUCGUGCGCCGCCCGCGCCUGCUGCUGCUCGACGAGAGCUCCAGCGCGCUCGACGCCGAGAGCGAGGCGCGGUGGGAGGCGGCGCUCGAGGCGCUGCGGGCUGGGGGCGGGGUCACCAUCGUUGCUAUUGCGCACCGCCUGAGGACUAUCAAGAAGGCCGGUGUUAUUUUCGUCGUGGAGAAUGGGCGGGUGUUGGACCGUGGGACGCAUGAGGAGCUUGUUGUUCGGUGUGAGAGAUACAGGAAUGAUGUACUGCAUCAGACUCUAGAAUAA
Diaporthe batatas is the source of this 4110-nucleotide messenger RNA. RefSeq lists its product as uncharacterized. The transcript is spliced from 3 exons. The coding region runs from base 1 to 4110 and encodes 1369 amino acids. Lineage: Eukaryota; Fungi; Ascomycota; Sordariomycetes; Diaporthales; Diaporthaceae. Gene Ontology annotation, cellular component: membrane. The record is from RefSeq and is a predicted model, not a curated record. Gene Ontology annotation, biological process: transmembrane transport. Gene Ontology annotation, molecular function: ATP hydrolysis activity; ABC-type transporter activity; ATP binding.